UGCUCGGGGUCUGUGCCACUCCACCUGCCCAGGAGAGAGCACGAAUCAUGGGCUACCGCCGGCCGGGUGGCAGCCGGGCUGGGCCCCGCUGAGCCCGCGGAUCCUGCCAUGGGCGACUGCGAGCGCAACAAGAAGCGGCUGCUGGAGCUGCUGCAGGCGGCGGGCACCGGCAACGCUCACUGCGCCGACUGCGGGGCCGCGGAUCCCGACUGGGCCUCUUACAAGCUGGGCAUCUUCAUCUGUCUGAACUGUUCCGGCAUCCACCGCAACUUCCCAGACAUCAGCAAAGUUAAAUCCGUGAGACUUGAUUUCUGGGACGACAGUAUCGUGGAGUUUAUGACCCACAAUGGGAACCUUCGGGUGAAGGCCAAGUAUGAAGCCAGAGUCCCUGCUUUCUACUAUAUCCCCCAGGCCAAUGACUGCCUGGUCUUAAAGGAACAGUGGAUUCGAGCUAAGUAUGAAAGACAGGAAUUUAUGGCUGAUGGGAAAACUAUCUCAUCUCCAGGUAACCGAGAAGGGUUCCUGUGGAAGCGGGGAAGGGACAAGGCGCAGUUCCUGAGAAGGAGGUUUGUCCUCCUGGCGAGAGAAGGCCUCCUGAAGUACUAUACUAAAGAAGAGAGUAAAGGCCCCAAAGCUGUCAUUAACAUCAAGGACUUGAAUGCUACCUUCCAGACAGAGAAGAUAGGGAACCCUCAUGGGCUGCAGAUCACCUAUAAGAGAGAGGGCCAUAUCAGGAACCUGUUCGUGUAUCAUGAAAGUGGCAAGGAGAUAGUGGACUGGUUCAAUGCCCUCCGCGCAGCCCGUCUGCAAUACUUAAAAGUGGCCUUUCCUGAGCUCCCAGAGUCUGAGCUCGUGCCUCUCAUCACCAGGAACUACCUCAAACAAGGCUUCAUGGAGAAGACUGGCCCAAAGCAGAGAGAACCUUUCAAGAAAAGGUGGUUCGCCCUGGAUCCCCAGGAGCGGAGGCUGCUCUAUUACAAGAACCCACUGGACGCCUUUGAGCAGGGUCAGGUGUUUCUCGGGAGCAAGGAGCAGGGGUAUGAGGUGUAUGAAGACCUGCCCAAGGGCGUCCGAGGGAAUCGCUGGAAGGCCGGCCUCACCAUCAUCACUCCUGAGCGCAGAUUCAUCUUCACCUGCCCCAGUGAGAAGGAGCAGCGGGAAUGGCUGGAGAGUUUUCGGGAUGUUCUCUCUCGCCCCUUGACGCCCCUCAACCUUCUUAGUAAGAUUCAAAGCCUGAGUUACAUCAACAGAGCGUAGCCACAGCAGCAGGUGACCCACUGGAUGAGGAACUGGCUGGCCACUGGCCACAGAAGCUCUUGGUAGGAAGGAGAAGUUCUCACCUUGGCCUCGAUUGCCCAGCAGGUUGUCCCACAGUUGGCAGCCAUUGCUGGCAGCGAACUCUGCCAGGACCAAAGCUUUGGCCUUUACUCACUGGCUCCCUGAGCCUCCUCACUGCCCAGCCCUGGGGACCUGGGGAUCUGGUACAUGUCCUCAAGGCCCAGGACAUCUGAAAUGAAGGCGAUGCAAUGGAAAGGCACCCACAGCAUCACGCAAGUUAUAUGCUUAUGCAAAAAAAAAAGUUUAACCUGACUCUAACCAUGAGGAAAUAAUCAGACAAAUUCAUGUUAGGGACAUUCUGCAAAACAACCAGCCUGGACUUUUCAAAAAUGUCAAUUUUAUUAAAGAUCGUGUGGAAAUUGUUCUAGAUUAAAGGAGACUAAAGAGCAA
Molecule: messenger RNA, 1728 nt
Organism: Pteropus alecto (black flying fox)
Lineage: Eukaryota; Metazoa; Chordata; Mammalia; Chiroptera; Pteropodidae
Gene: ADAP2
Product: ArfGAP with dual PH domains 2
Exons: 11
Coding region: 109-1257 (382 amino acids)
Biological process (GO): positive regulation of GTPase activity
Cellular component (GO): plasma membrane; intracellular membrane-bounded organelle
Molecular function (GO): GTPase activator activity; phosphatidylinositol bisphosphate binding
Source: RefSeq, a predicted model, not a curated record